This is a messenger RNA of Closterium sp. Naga37s-1, 540 nucleotides long. NCBI's taxonomy places the organism in Eukaryota, Viridiplantae, Streptophyta, Zygnematophyceae, Desmidiales, Closteriaceae. The record is from the annotation of a GenBank genome assembly.
AUGGCUGCUCUCGCUAACGCUGCUGUGCUCCCCUCCACCUUCGUCGGCCAGAGCGCUGAGCUCGCCGCCAAGGUGAACAAUGUCGAGGCCCGCGUGACGAUGAGGAAGACCGCCAAGGCGGCUUCCAGCAGCGCCUUCUACGGCCCCGACCGCAACCUGUUCCUGGGCCCCUUCUCCUCCCCCCCGUCGUACCUCACCGGCGAGUACCCCGGCGACUACGGCUGGGACACGGCGGGUCUGUCCGCUGAUCCCGAGACGUUCGCCAAGAACCGCGAGCUGGAGGUCAUCCACGCUCGGUGGGCUCUGCUCGGCGCGCUUGGCUGCCUGACCCCCGAGCUGCUGGCCGGCAACGGCGUGAACUUCGGCGAGGCCGUGUGGUUCAAGGCGGGCGCGCAGAUCUUCUCCGAGGGUGGCCUGGACUACCUGGGCAACCCCAGCCUGAUCCACGCGCAGUCCAUUCUGGCCAUCUGGGCCACCCAGGUCAUCCUUAUGGGUGCCGUCGAGAGCUACCGCCCUUGCCAAGCUUACGGAGGGAGAUAA